GAAGAAUUUCUCCAUUUCAACUUUGAAAAAGUGAUGAAGAACCUUUUUUAACACAUGAAUAAUAAUUUUUAAUUGAUUCUUUUACCUUAAGGCCGCCUUUGACUACAAUUACAUCGUGUACAACUCGGAAGACUUUUGCCUAUAUAAAUUAAGGAAGUUGCGACAAACAACUUGUUCAUAAGUUCAAAGAAAAAAAAGAAAGCUUACUUCCAUAGACAUCUUCCAGCUAGCAAUAAUAUUAUCCCAUCCAAAACACACAAAAAAAAUGGCCGAAGAAAACCAUGCACAGCCGCUGGCGCCGCCGCAUGUAUACCGGAGAAGCGACGACCAAGAGUACUGGCCGAGGAAAAUCUACUCAAAACUUCAUUAUAUUCCCCGAAGGGAAACUUCAUGCAGUAAAUGUUUCGUCUUCUUCUUCACACUUCUUGUCUUUGUCUGCCUAGCUUUCCUGGUUUUCGCGUUACUAGUAUUUCGCAUCGAUUAUCCGAAGCUCAAACUCGAUUCGGUUCAAGCUAAAGUCCUCCAGUUCAGCAGUUCAAACAAUUUGGCCUCCUUGAACAUGACUAUUGGGGCAGAAAUCAAGCUAAGUAACGACAAUUUUGGCACGUUCAAGUUUCGGAACGGAAGCAUAUCCGUCGUGCACGAGAACACGACUCUCGGCACGACGAAUAUUGGUUCCGGAUUUGUCAGAGGAAGAAAGCGUGAGAGGAUCAACCUUUUUGUUCAAGUGAGGGCUCAGAAUAUGAAUAUCAGUAUUGUUAAUGAUUUGGUGAAGAUGAAGAGUUUUGCUGAGUUGAGAGGUGAAAUUAGAGUAGUUAAGAUUAUUAGGACUCAUAGAACUUCCUUUAUGAACUGUAGCAUGAACCUAAAUGUAACUAGCCAAGUUAUCCAGGAUCUCCAAUGCUUGUGAUGAUUUUCUUAACUAAAAGAAACUUUUGGUCUCUAUUUUUUGUUAUUAAUUUAUCGGACAUUAUCCUUUGAAAUGAUGGAUUAAUACUCUUAUCGUUCCUCGAAAAAGCAAAUAAUGUUUUUUUAACCUGAAAAUACAACAAAUAGGACUUUUAUUCUGGGUUAUAGGAG
Oldenlandia corymbosa var. corymbosa is the source of this 1080-nucleotide messenger RNA. Lineage: Eukaryota; Viridiplantae; Streptophyta; Magnoliopsida; Gentianales; Rubiaceae. The record is from the annotation of a GenBank genome assembly.